This is a messenger RNA of Equus quagga, 2322 nucleotides long. RefSeq lists its product as uncharacterized. The transcript has 3 exons. Bases 21 to 671 code for a protein of 216 amino acids. Lineage: Eukaryota; Metazoa; Chordata; Mammalia; Perissodactyla; Equidae. The record is from RefSeq and is a predicted model, not a curated record.
AUUCUCCAGGAGGGACGGGGAUGAGGAUGCGGAAGGAGGGGACAGUGACAGGCCCGCGAAGGAGAAGGGUAAGCGGGACGCGGAGGGCAGGCAGGCCCAGAGGAGUUAACGGAAAGGAGUUAACGAAAAGAAGGAAGAGAAAGCCUCGGACGUGCGCGAACGGGGAAGGGACGGAGAGCCAGGACAGAGGGGGACCGAACCCCGCCCUCAGGCUCCGGGCCUCCAGCCCUGGGUCCGGGAGCGCGCCGAGCUUCCGGGGGAUCCGCGCGGCGCGGGGGCGGCGGGCGGGGCGAGGCUCUCCGGGUCCCACCUCCAGCCUCUCCGCCCGGCCCGCGUUCUUCUCGGCGACUCCGGGUUGCCGGCGGCGCCCGAUGCUGCCUCCCUCCGGCGUCCUGCGCGGAGCGGACGCAUCCUUCGUCCUCCGAGUGGCCAUGGCCUUUAAACUUCCCAGUCCUCGGCUGGGAGAGGGGUGUGCCAAGUUUUCAGCUGUGAGGUUCCCUUGCUCCUCUACCCCCGCCUCCCCUAAAGGCCUCCAAGGUGUCAAGCCUCUGGACACUGGAUGCGGCAACUCUCCCCUCUCCCCCCUCCAUACACAUGCCCCGGGCGAAGGAGUCGCGAGGCCACCUCCCCAGGCCAUCCCUUUUGUGAAUGACAGCAUCAGCGGAUUUUAAAAAAGAGGAUUGGGGAGAAGAAAAGAGAUGGAAGAAGAGGAGAGGAGAAAAAAGGAAAUUGAAGCAGAGAAGUAACAUAUAAUAAUCCUAGGCUUAAGCUAGAUUUAUUUUGGGGAAAGAUGAUUGUUCCUGAAAUGUUCUAAUUUCUUGUGUAUCUAGCUAUCCACUGCUGAUUGUAAGGAUUGCAAUCGUCAAUGACAGAUUUGCUUGCUUGGUUCUUUCUCUGAUGAAUCCAUUUAAUUCUGUGGCCACUGUGCCUUUCAUAGGAAGAGCUGCCUCACAGUCACAUGAGAAUAGAUCAAUUUUUGUUUGGCUCAUACACAUCUUCUCAAAAUGAAUUAAGUAGAGUAAGUAGAAGAACUUUAAUAGGAUUGGAAGAUCAAAGAUGGUGAGAAGAUUUAAGUAUAUCGUCAGUACAUCAAGAAUAAUAAAAUUAAACGUGUCUGAAAACAGAUGAUUCUAAGCAAUUUUGAUAGAGAUAGUCUCUUCCUCUCAAGUAACUUAAAAACCCUAAUUGGAUGAGCUGAUUUGAACAGUCAUCCCAGCCCCAGUGAAAUAAAUGUAUGGAAAGUAUAUAAAAAAUCCUUGUGCCUAUUUUGUUAUAUUGAAGUUCUCUUCAUGUGUCGUGUAUUCUCCAGCCAUCUUUCAAGAUCUACUACCGCUAAGAAGUCUUUGUGCGUUUCUCUGAUUGCUGGGGUUCGCUCUAAAGCUCCUACAGAAGUUCUCCUCUGCAUCUCAAGAUUAGAUUUGGAAUCAUGUGCUGUCUUGUACUACUGGGUUUUUUUUCCCUUUUGCAUUUACUUUCCUUUCUCACGUAGGUGGAAGGAAAGGCACAUGGCAAAUUCCAGCGUUACUAGGGAAAUGCUGACUGGAGGCCCUCCAGUGACGUUACAGGGUAAUCUAAUUUUGCAUUCUUCGAAUUCAGUGUAUUGUGAUCUUCAGCUUCUCACUUCCAAGAAUUCAGUCCCAGAAAUGAUGAUCGAUUAGGACAUUUAUUGUGUUUUCCUAACACUUGAGUUAUCUCAAUGUUAAAUGGAGGCAAUCUGGACAAAGCAGAAGCUCACAGUCCCAACUACUUGUAAGGGAAUGAAGACAACUUCGUUCACCAGAAUUUCUCCUAAGUGGAGCCCCAUAUGUGUUUCAAAGAAAUGAAUAAUACGUGGAAGGGAUGGUGAGCGGCAAGAAAAUACUCAAGUGGAGAAAGAUGGCACCUAAAUUGCCUUCUCAAGGACACCACAGCUCCAGGAGAAUGUUUGGCUUUGACUGAGCACCUUGAAUGGUUGAGAGUUGAAAAACUGGGAGUCAGAGUCAAGGCAGAUCUAAGUUGUACUGGGCUGCUGUAUCAUACAACUUCAGGUGCUUCCACUGGCAUCUGAGCUAGGAGCUGACUGUGGAGAAGAGGAGUGUCUAAGGGAGAUUUUGUUUUUCACAUAAAUGCAAUAUCAGUUCUCCUCUUUAUUCUCCUCCCAAACACCAUCAGUAAGUGUCAUCAUGUUUGAUAAUGCUUUUAUGACAAUGGAUUGUUUUGGGGGGUGGGAUAUUAUAGAGGGGCUGAGUUAUAAAUCUGAGUGGUCAUUGGUGAAACCGAAUAUUUCUCUGCAGCUUGUAAACUAAAAGAGGAGAGGACAUUUAGGUUACACAUGAUUAUGGG